CACAACGCACAAUUUCUUCAUUUUCUCCUCUUUUGACUUUACGACCGCACAACAUGUUCGCAAAACUCAGCCUCCUUGCUUUCGUCGCUCCAUUGGUUUCCGCCCUCACGGUUUCUAAUCCGACCAACCCCACCUCAGGCGGUCAAAUGACUAUCAGCUGGACCACAGCUGCAGGCGAUCCUGAUUCCUUCUCCAUUGAACUGAUCAACACAUCGUUCAAUAAUGCCUUUGCUAUUGCCAACAACGUCGAUCCGAGCACAGGAUCUAUCACUCUCACCCUUCCUGUUGUUCCCGUAGGCGCCGGGUAUACCAUUGAGUUUGUAGAUAUUGGCGACAUCAACAAGGUCUACACUACUUCUGGAUCCUUCUCCAUUGGAGCAAACAGUGCUUCGUCGACGUCCGCCUCAACCGCAGCAUCAUCAAGCGGCACGUCCAAAGCCAGCACAGCCACCACAUCCUCAGGCUCCUCGUCCGCCCAUUCUACCUCCACCUCUGGCAGCGUUUCUAGCACCAGCACCAGCAUCUCCUCUACCUCAGCCGGCUCCUCUUCCGCUCCUGCCGCAACUCAGUUCUCUGCUGCUUCAAGACUCUUUAGCUACAACUCCGCCGCUGUCGUCCUCUCCAUGAUCGCAGGUGCCGUUGGCGUCACCCUUUGAACGGCUUGAAGAAGAUAUCCUCUCGUUCAUGCUUGCAGCGUCGUUUUUAAUCAUUGGAUCCUAGAACAUUAUCAUUGCAUUGGACUCCUUUUUUUUUUACCAACCCCCUUUUCUUUUUAGAUAUUGUAGUUUGCGACAACCCUCUCACAGGAAUUAUAUCCGCCCAAUCCCCCUCGAACAUUCUUCCACUUUCCAAUAGUUUACAGCAAACGCCUUUCUGACCCGCGCUUUGCUUGUCCAAUCCUUAUCCAUCGUUGUUGUAUAUUUCCCCCUUACACCUACAUAACGCUGCCGCCUCGUAGAUUUACAGUGCCUGUACUUCUACACGCGGAUUUCUUGAAAAUAAUCCUAUGUUACUGCUA
This is a messenger RNA of Laccaria bicolor S238N-H82, 1018 nucleotides long. RefSeq lists its product as uncharacterized. The transcript is spliced from 5 exons. NCBI's taxonomy places the organism in Eukaryota, Fungi, Basidiomycota, Agaricomycetes, Agaricales, Hydnangiaceae. Bases 54 to 656 code for a protein of 200 amino acids. The record is from RefSeq and is a predicted model, not a curated record.